UAACAAGCACAGCUUCUUCGACAUGGAUCUCAUCAGAGAUACCACCUCGCCAUAUCCCCAGAUGCUCCCCACCGCCGCACACUUCGCCUCCUGCGUAGCAGACCUAGGCAUCAAAAAGGACGACGUGCUAGUCAUCUACGACGCCGUCGACGUGGGGAUCUACAGCUCGCCGCGCGUGGCGUGGAUGUUCCGCUUCUUCGGUCAUGAGGCCGUGCAUGUCUUGAAUAAUUUCCGGGUGUAUGUGCGGCUGGGAUACCCCGUUGCCAGUGGGGAGAUGCGGCCUCUCCCGUCCGUGGACGAGUACCCUGUUUCUCCGCCGGACAGCGACCGGGUGAUUUCGUUUGAUGAGUUGAGGGAGCUGAUUUUGGCUCGUGAGGACGGGUUCCAGAUUGUGGAUUCGCGGAUUGCGGGGCGGUUUAGCGGGGAGGAAGACGAGGCGGUGGCUGGGUUGAGCUCGGGGCAUAUGCCGCGGGCGGUUAAUGUGCCGUUGGCGGCGAUGCUGGAGGAGGAGUCGAGCACGAUUUUACCGGUGGAGAAGCUGAGGGGCACUGGAUUUAAAAAUCCAAGGCGGAUCUACGAUGGGAGUUGGAUGGAGUGGGCGAGGAGGGUGGAUCGGCCGGAGUUGAUUGUUAAGGAUGUGCAUUGACUGGUAGACUGCAUAGAAGCUAUAUCAUGAAGAUGUCGGAUCCUCGAUCCAAUUGUGUAUCGCUCGGACCACUUCGUCGCUGUUCUUCUCCAAGAACAUCAUAUGCCC
Molecule: messenger RNA, 754 nt
Organism: Aspergillus novofumigatus IBT 16806
Lineage: Eukaryota; Fungi; Ascomycota; Eurotiomycetes; Eurotiales; Aspergillaceae
Product: sulfurtransferase
Exons: 2
Coding region: 23-646 (207 amino acids)
Biological process (GO): transsulfuration
Cellular component (GO): mitochondrion
Molecular function (GO): thiosulfate-cyanide sulfurtransferase activity
Source: RefSeq, a predicted model, not a curated record